Molecule: messenger RNA, 3411 nt
Organism: Rhincodon typus (whale shark)
Lineage: Eukaryota; Metazoa; Chordata; Chondrichthyes; Orectolobiformes; Rhincodontidae
Product: junctional adhesion molecule C
Exons: 6
Biological process (GO): cell adhesion; angiogenesis
Molecular function (GO): protein heterodimerization activity; protein homodimerization activity
Source: RefSeq, a predicted model, not a curated record
AUGGUGCUGUCGCUCGGGGUAACUGCAUCGUGAUGGCCAGGCUAAAAUCUCUACGCAGGCGCACUAGCCUCCCGAACAGCGGCAUUCAAGAUGGCGGGAGGGUGUUGGGCGUGGAUGCAAUUUGGGCUUUUCCUCCUCCUGGCGGAGAGUUAUCAAAUAUUGGCAGGAGUGGUGACAACACGUGAUCCAAACCCUGUGGCAGAUGAGUUUACUGCUGUAUUAUUAUCCUGCAUUACUACCCACAAUCCAAGUGGCGAGCUUCGUGUUGAAUGGAAGAAAUUGAAUGCUGGCACCGAUUUAGUUUAUUUUGAAAACCGGCUUAGAGGAGAUCUGGUUGGUCGUGCAGAGGUCCAAGGCUGGUCUAUACAUAUACACAAUGUGACUCGGAAAGAUGCUGCAGUAUAUCGCUGUGAAGUAGUACGUAAAGAAGAGGGAUAUUUGGGUGACGUUUCUGUUAACCUAACAGUGCGAGGUAUCUUCUUUCAAAUUUUUAACCUAGUGAAGUGUUUUAAUAAUUACCAGGGCUCAGUUAUGCACCAAUACAAAAAGCUUUUUCGUUUCAGUUACCAGGCCUCUUCAAAAGCAGAUGAUGUCGACUAUGUCAGAUCAAAUCCUGUGGACAGUGAGGGAGAUUUCCGACAUAAAUCAUCCUUUGUUAUCUGAAAAGGGAGAAGAUCAGAGAAGUGAAGACAACAGAUGCGCUUUGUAAAGGAACUCAAACGUGUAGUGAAUUUAAAUAUUUGUUAUGUAUGGAUCACAAAUCUAUAAAGCUAAUAUCCAGAGACUUGUAACAAAAUGACUCUCAUUGCCAAAGCUGUUGACCACUGUUUUCUACCACUAAAUAUUUUUCAUUUAAUUUGCAUUUUUGAUGUCAGAAGUUGUCUUGGUACUGGUAAGGAGGUCCCCUAAUUGCCUGCUGUUGCAUUACAAGGCUAAAAGCCCUAACAUCAGGUUCUGAAAAAAAAACUUGCACAAUUAAGGGCCAAGAACUAGUAAACAUCAAUUAAAUCAAAUUUAGUCAGACCAAUUGAUUAUUUUUUGAGAAUGUGUAUUUUCCUGUAAUUGGUUCAAGGUUUUGAUCUCUCAAAUGGAUUUAAAAAUCAUCAGGACUGCCUGCGAAGAAUGUCUAAGUUGAUGAGUACUUUUUUUCUGUUGAGAUCUCUCCAGAUCCUGUAUUCAUUUGAAAUGAGAGUUUAUUACAUGGAAAGUUGUACAGAAUAUGCAAAUAUGAUUUGAAAUAAUGUUAAUUCAUUCAUCUGGAGCUCUGUAGUUUUACCUCAACCUAUGACAAGAAAACUGCCAUGAAAUUACUCUUCAAGGAAAAGAAAAUAGAAGUCUUAAGGAUAUCACUGAUAGAAUAAGAGUUUCAACGAUUGAAGUGUUCAGUCCUUGUUCCAUUGAGUUGCUUUUCUUCUGGUUAAAUAUUAAACUAACGAAAUUCUUUGGAUUUUUUUGCUUCAAACCAACCAAUUGCCUACUUUAAUAAACUCUAAGUCAAGAAAGCAGCCAUUAAAUAUUGAAGAAAGGAUAUUAAACAGUAUUGAAAAAUGCCAACAUUUAAAUCAACACUAGAUUUUUUUCAUCAAAUGUAGAAACUCAAAUGACUAAGUAGAAUGGUAAACAAAAACCUUUUUGGAAUUCAGGAACCAAGUGAAUUUUCACAAUUGUAAUAUUCCCACCUUGACCCAAAAAAGCACAAAGUUCAGGCCAGUGUUAUUUAUCAGGAAUUUUUACUAUCUAGCCACUCGAUUAGUAGCUAACUAAUUUUCAGUUUUGAAGACACAAUCAAGGAGGUGAUCUUUAGCUAUCCUUUGAAUUCAAAGUUUUGAAUCACUUGUCACAAGUUUUGCCUCUAUUAAUCUCAACUCAAGGGCAUUAAGCUUGUUAGAUUUUCAAAUUAAAUACCACUUUGAACCUUUACAGUUCAUUAACAACUACAGAUCAAUUAAGCAGUAGUUUGAAUUCCUACAAAAUAGGGAAAAGGGUUGCUUCUCAAAAAUGUACUAUAUUUAGCAGUCUUUGCUAUAUAAUACAAACCAAGCAUUAUAAAGCAAGGCCCACAUUUAUAUUUCACUUUGACAACCAAUAAGUGUCAUCUUUUAUUAUGUAGGAAGUUUGUGGGCAGUUAAGAUUCCAUACAAAAAUUGAGAAAUCAAUUUUGUAGUGUUAGGCAAUUGAUACAUUUUGGUCAGGACUAGGAGACCUCAUGUGUUUCUUUGAAUAUUGUCACAAGAUCUUCAAUAUUUACGUGGAUCAGCAGACAGCCUUGGUUCAACCGAACCUUUUGCUGAGAGAAUGCUGCACUAUCAAAGUGCCAGUCUAAAUUGUGAAACUUGAACCAGCACCCUUUUUAUUUACUAAAGUCUUUAACACACACACAGUAUUAUUGAUAGAACAAAAUGGAUCUGGUUGCAUCAGAAUCCACUGAUUACAUUUUAUAAUUUAAUAUUUCUAAAUGAUUCUUGUACUUUUUACAAAAAUAUUAUCACUAAACAUGUUUCAAAACAUUGAUUCCUAACGUGUAGUUAUUGCACACAUUUUUUGUAAAAUGAUAGUGAUGUGUAUAUUUCAGAUGCAUUUAUAUACUACUGCUAUUCUGAAAAGAAUAUUUUGUGUAAAGUUGAUCUUUUGGGGGCUAGAGAUCAUUUAGUGGAAUUUAAAUCAAUUGUGGCAUGCUUAGUUCACUUCACUGAAGGUUGAAAGUACAGAUGUUGAACUCCAUUACAACUAAUGUAUAAAGGUAGCCCCAAACCAGUUUUAUUUUGUCCAGUCCUCCUCGUAAAUCCACGGUAGGCUCUGUGCAUAUGUAGAUUAUACCCCAACAUUCAGCCACUUUGCUCCCCACACCCCUGAGAAGCUGCUUCAGUUUGUGUUCAUUUCUUUUUUAAAGCUCAAUUGAUAUUCACUAAAUGUGAAACCAUCCUCAGUUGUUUCUGUUCAAUUUUAACAUAGCCAAAAAGAAAACAUGCUGCUCCUUCCAAAGGUUUGUUCAAUUAGUUUGUUGUUGGCUUUAAUCUGUUAUAGGUUGGAUUAGAAAUGCAUAUCACACUAGCUAAACAUAUCUGUAUGGACUCUAAUGUAAAAUUUAGUGAAUAGAAAUAUAGGGACAUUUUUCUGGAUUUCAUAAUCUAGAGAAAACAGUAACUUUGUAUACAAUCUAAUUUUUGCCUUGCCUAACCUAAUGUAAUUAAGUGAUUUGGUUGCAUCAGAAGACAGGGAUUGCAUUUUUUAGUUCACUACUUUGUAAUUUUCAGAUUUUGAAAAAAAAAAUCACUAAACAUUUAAGUGUUUCUUUUUUUUUGUUAUUGCACUGAAGUUAGUAUGUUUUGUAAAAUUACAUUAUUUUCUCCAUGGCCAAGCUAUGUGUUCUCAUUAACAAGUUGAGGAAUAAAUGUCACUUUUGGAUUGUAA